Molecule: messenger RNA, 4038 nt
Organism: Athene cunicularia (burrowing owl)
Lineage: Eukaryota; Metazoa; Chordata; Aves; Strigiformes; Strigidae
Gene: CSTF3
Product: cleavage stimulation factor subunit 3
Exons: 21
Coding region: 1-2235 (744 amino acids)
Biological process (GO): mRNA 3'-end processing
Cellular component (GO): nucleus
Molecular function (GO): mRNA binding; protein binding
Source: RefSeq, a predicted model, not a curated record
AUGCCCCGCCAUGGGUGCCAGACCGACGCAAGGCCCUUCGCCAUGGGCGCCUCCCUCAGGGCCGCGCUCACUGACCACUUCCGCCUCGGAGCCGCGCGCCGCCAUGACGCUGCAGAAUAUGUCCCAGAAAAAGUCAAGAAAGCUGAAAAGAAACUAGAAGAAAAUCCAUAUGACCUUGACGCUUGGAGCAUUCUGAUUCGAGAGGCACAGAAUCAACCUAUAGACAAAGCACGGAAGACCUAUGAACGCCUUGUUGCCCAGUUCCCCAGUUCUGGCAGAUUCUGGAAACUGUACAUUGAAGCAGAGAUUAAAGCAAAAAAUUAUGACAAAGUGGAAAAGUUAUUUCAGCGAUGCCUUAUGAAGGUUUUACACAUUGAUUUAUGGAAAUGUUACCUUUCCUAUGUACGAGAAACCAAGGGGAAGCUACCUAGUUACAAAGAAAAAAUGGCUCAGGCAUAUGAUUUUGCUCUGGAUAAGAUUGGCAUGGAAAUCAUGUCAUACCAGAUCUGGGUGGAUUACAUCAAUUUUUUGAAAGGCGUAGAAGCAGUAGGAUCUUAUGCAGAAAACCAGAGGAUAACAGCUGUCCGUAGGGUUUACCAGCGUGGUUGCGUGAAUCCAAUGAUAAACAUAGAGCAGCUCUGGAGAGAUUAUAACAAAUACGAAGAGGGCAUCAAUAUUCACUUAGCUAAGAAGAUGAUUGAAGACAGGAGUAGAGAUUAUAUGAACGCACGGCGUGUAGCAAAGGAAUACGAGACAGUGAUGAAAGGUCUGGACCGCAACGCUCCCUCUGUCCCCCCACAAAACACCCCCCAAGAGGCUCAGCAGGUAGACAUGUGGAAGAAAUACAUCCAGUGGGAAAAGAGCAAUCCUCUGCGUACAGAAGAUCAAACUCUCAUAACAAAAAGAGUUAUGUUUGCCUAUGAGCAAUGCCUUUUGGUUCUGGGACAUCACCCAGAUAUCUGGUAUGAAGCUGCACAGUAUCUUGAGCAAUCCAGUAAACUGCUAGCUGAGAAAGGGGACAUGAACAAUGCUAAACUUUUCAGUGAUGAGGCUGCUAAUAUUUAUGAAAGAGCGAUCAGCACUUUAUUAAAGAAGAAUAUGCUUCUUUAUUUUGCAUAUGCAGAUUAUGAAGAGAGUCGAAUGAAGUAUGAGAAAGUACACAGCAUAUAUAACCGACUCCUGGCCAUUGAAGACAUUGAUCCCACUCUGGUUUAUAUCCAAUAUAUGAAAUUUGCAAGGCGAGCAGAAGGCAUAAAAUCUGGAAGAAUGAUAUUUAAGAAAGCGAGAGAGGAUGCCCGGACCCGCCAUCACGUCUAUGUUACAGCAGCUUUAAUGGAGUAUUAUUGUAGUAAGGAUAAAUCUGUGGCCUUUAAGAUUUUUGAGCUAGGGCUGAAAAAAUAUGGGGACAUUCCAGAAUAUGUACUGGCAUAUAUCGACUACCUUUCUCACCUUAAUGAGGACAAUAAUACAAGAGUUUUGUUUGAACGUGUUUUAACUUCAGGGAGCCUUCCACCUGAGAAAUCUGGGGAAAUCUGGGCUCGGUUUUUAGCUUUUGAAAGCAACAUCGGUGAUCUGGCUAGUAUUCUGAAAGUCGAAAAACGGCGGUUUACAGCAUUCAAGGAAGAAUAUGAGGGUAAAGAAACAGCUCUGCUGGUAGACAGGUACAAGUUCAUGGAUUUGUACCCUUGCUCUGCGAGCGAACUGAAGGCCCUUGGUUACAAGGACGUCUCCCGUGCCAAGCUGGCAGCCAUAAUUCCCGACCCGGUGGUCGCUCCUUCCAUCGUGCCUGUUCUCAAGGAUGAAGUAGACAGAAAACCCGAAUACCCAAAACCGGACACUCAGCAAAUGAUUCCAUUUCAGCCAAGACACUUGGCACCUCCAGGUUUACAUCCUGUCCCAGGUGGUGUAUUUCCUGUUCCACCAGCAGCUGUAGUUCUCAUGAAGCUCCUGCCACCUCCUGUUUGUUUUCAGGGUCCCUUUGUUCAAGUGGAUGAGCUCAUGGAGAUAUUCAGAAGAUGCAAACUGCCAGACACUGUCGAUGAAGCCGUACGGAUAAUCACCGGAGGCCUACCUGAAAUAGCUGUGGAAGGCAACGGACCUGUGGAAAACAACGCAAUGCUCAAUAAGGCUGUUAAGAGACCACACGAGGAUUCUGACGACGACGAGGAGAAAGGGUCUGUGGUUCCCCCUGUACACGACAUUUACAGAGCACGACAGCAAAAGCGAAUCCGGUGAAACAAGUCUGGAGUUCUGCUGUGACAGACAAAGACUUUCAUUGAGUCCGUCAGUCUCUUAAAAGUCAAACAUUUAAAAGGGACAGCUGCAAACAAACAAACAAAAAAAUCUUGAAAAUGGUUUUGUUACUGUGGUGCCUCUUCUCCCAUAUGGUUCUUGAUCCGAAAACAGCCAGAACAACCUUAGAACGUGCUCUGAACAAAACUAGGUUUGCAAAACCAAAAGUGCAAAAUGGCAAAACUUGCAUUUUUUUCUUCAAGGGUGUUCACAUCUACCACUUGAAAUCUUGUGGGUUUUCAACAGUUUUAUUUUAAAAACUGGAUGGCUUAUACUUGUGAAGCAUUUUUAAUUCACAUUUUCUGGAAAACAGUUGUUCUCAGUUUGUUCAUGUAGUGUCCUGCCUUACUGUUCGUUUUUAUUUAUGGCAGAAUGUAUGAAAUCUGUUUUGUAGUUGAAAAUGGAAGAAAACAUUCCUUUAAAAUAAAAGGAUAUCCAUAACAUCAUGCCUCAUUCUGGUUUUAUUCAAACACGACAAGUUACUUCUUAAAUAUUACUCAGCCACUUCAAAAGCAAUGUUAAUAGAGACCAUCGCAGGAAAUUGAUCAGAGCAUACAUAUUAGAAUUAGCUUUUUUUUUUCCAUUUUUUCUAGAGGAUACGGUAUACUUUUGCUUUUAAUUCCAUGACUGUUUAAAGAAGACAGCAUCGUAAGACAAACUCGGUACAUAUUUCUACUGUGGAUUGUCCAGGAGCACCAGCUAACACAGUCUGUUCCUGGAUCACUGCACUGGUCUUCCACUUAAAGUACAAAGCUAAAUGUCAAUAUAUCAGCUACACAGUUUAACCUGUUAUUUUCAAACAAGCUAACAAAAACACUAUAUGAACUUCCAAAGCGGUUUCUAUGCAUACUGUAGAUUUUAACGUGUCAUUGACCUUGAGGAUCUUCCUCCCCACAUCCUUGAGAUCAUCCCCUACAGCUUCUAAAUUUUUGUAGUACACAAAAUUCACAGGGGCCUUUAAAGGCAGCUUCUAGGCAAUACUAAGAUAUAAAAUAACAGCAGCAAUUUAUUUUCUGCAACUCUCAUUUAACAAAAACGAAAACAGAUUUGUCUCGGUUAUUUAUUUUUUUAUGUCUAUCUCUAGCAAUAAUGUUUCUGGUAGCGCUUUUGUUACGCAGACUACGGCCUUAAUUUUUUGGAGCUGCAGAGCUAGAGGCUGUGUUUUGAGGUGGAUCCUGCACUAAGAACAAAGUCCAGUAAGCAGAUGCAGCAAUUUUGAAGACCUCCGUUGUACCCUUUGCUGAUUCAAGCAAUGAAACAGACCACAGCAAAAACCUACUCGGAACUUUGUUAUCUGACUAACCAACCUAGUCGGUUUUGAGUUAUCAAAGAAAGAUUCAGAAACAGGCAUCCAGUUUACUAUCAGAGUACGUUUAGCCAGGAGCAAAAUCACUUGUCUGAGCUGGUGAUCCCUUAACAGGGUUUUGUGGUGGUUCUUUGUUUUUUUUUCUCUCGCUUGGGGAAGCAAAAAAAUGAAUGAGAGAAGAUCUGUUUUAUAGUUGCAUAGGCUAAUACAGAAUGAAAGCUUUUACUCAUUCCACCUUCCUCCAAACUCAGGGCAUCUUGAUCCAUGCUGACGUUUAAAGGAAAAGUGGAAAGGGAAGCGCUAACACUGAUUCAUAAUCAAGGGCCUCCUUCUAGAAGUUCUAUUAUUUCAGCUGACUAGUUGAUUAAUAAAAUGAACCUGGAUGUUAGCAAUAAAAGGGCCCUUCACUUAUUUUACAUAACUUGUUGUUUGGUUUUUUU